Olea europaea var. sylvestris is the source of this 780-nucleotide messenger RNA. RefSeq lists its product as uncharacterized. The transcript is spliced from 3 exons. Gene Ontology annotation, biological process: pseudouridine synthesis. NCBI's taxonomy places the organism in Eukaryota, Viridiplantae, Streptophyta, Magnoliopsida, Lamiales, Oleaceae. The coding region runs from base 114 to 482 and encodes 122 amino acids. The record is from RefSeq and is a predicted model, not a curated record. Gene Ontology annotation, molecular function: RNA binding; pseudouridine synthase activity.
AAUUGGAUUUUGACAGAGCAAAUUUUUCAUCCAAGAAGCCCUAAUACAAAUUUCAAACGUCCGUCCUCUCUCAGUUACCUUAACAACAGUCACUAGUGUCAAAGGUUCAGGUUAUGAUAAAGUACCCAAGCAAUAGAAUGGUGGGGCUAAAUCCGAGCAAUCCGAUGGGAAGCCCAGCUCUGAAGAAGAAGGAUUACAACCCCUACAACCACACUGAUGCUUGCAGGCAUACUCGAUGGACUGCCAAGGAAUGUUAUCAGUUCAUGUCUGCAAGGCCAUGGCAAAAAGUUAAUGAUUUUUACUCAUACAUGGUGAAAGGUUGCAUCUCACUGUCAGAAUUGUUUGGGAAGGAGACGAUUACGAUGUCAUUGAAACAAGAGUUGUUGGUGGUUUUUGGGUGCAUCACGCCUAAGCUUGAGGAGUUGGACCAAUCUUUGGUGGACAAUGAGAGGGCGGCCCUAGGUAGUGCAACAUUGAGCUAGUGCAAAUUCUACAAGUCAGAUUCAUACAAAAGAUAUGUUUGCUCUUAAUCCUAAACAAUGAAUUGGACAUGGAGGAAAACAGUUGCUGGGAGUUGACUUUGAAUUUAUUGGAGUUCCAAGAUGGAAAAAAUGUUGAAGAUUUGAGUGCCAAUUGUAAUGACAAAAGCUCAUGCUCGAGCUUGUGUCCAUCUUGUUACGCACGACUUUCUAUCACGUCCUCUAGGAUUUGAAUUCAAAUUUCUGAUUUAUGAGAUACUCAAGUUGAAUUUUCAUAUGUUAAUGCCCCAAAUUUCAAAUA